This is a messenger RNA of Parastagonospora nodorum SN15, 4713 nucleotides long. RefSeq lists its product as hypothetical. NCBI's taxonomy places the organism in Eukaryota, Fungi, Ascomycota, Dothideomycetes, Pleosporales, Phaeosphaeriaceae. The record is from RefSeq and is a predicted model, not a curated record. The coding region runs from base 1 to 4713 and encodes 1570 amino acids. The transcript is spliced from 3 exons. Gene Ontology annotation, molecular function: guanyl-nucleotide exchange factor activity.
AUGUCGCACUACGGGAACGGCCAGAACUACUACAACCCCAACAUACCCCACAGCAACGGCGGUGCGCCGAACCAGUACCAGGACCCGUACCAGGACCCGUACCAUCACAGAGCGUCCAGCGCCGACGGCGGAGACCAGAUGAACGGGGGCGCUGCGGGCUAUGGACACGCUCCCGUGCGCCGCGACAGCUAUGCACAGCGCCAGGCCGACGAGCUGUUCAUAGGCGGCUCCAGCUCCCCGCAGGCCGCCCAGGGACCGACAUCGCCCACGGCGAGCGGAUACAACGGUGGCUACACGUACCCGGCGCAGCAGCAGCAGCAGCAGCAGCAGUACAACCCCCAAAACUACGGCUCCUCCACCGUCGCGCUCCCCAAUCCUCAGCACUACGGCGGCAUCAACAGGACAUUUGCCGCUCCCGCUCCCGCAUCUGCAGCCCCCCAGCCACUACAACCCAGCCGCCUACGUGGACAAUGGCUUGAACCGGAUCAACACAAUCAGCCAUCCGUACGGCUUCUCUCCCACUUCGCCCACCGCCAAUUACCCCUCGCCCGCGCAGUAUCAGCAGUCGUCAUUUGGGAGGACUACCUCCGUGGGACCGUCUCGUCGCGCCCACUACCUCCCCCACCACCGCACGAAUCCGACAGCGACGAAUACUUUGCGCAGCCAAACGGUGGCCAAUACAACAACCAGGACGCACUGUAUGACGACAUCUUGGGUUUGACUACUGGCGGCGGCACGACAAGUCCAUCAGUCCAGUUGCAGCACGCGAAUGGCCGACAUUACGGGGACGCCAACAGGCAUGGCUCGGGCCGAAACGGCGACCAUGUGAACGGCAACCACCUCUCUCCUGAAUACGCGAGCGACGAUAGCGAUGUGGAGGCGGCUGCUGGUCUGGCUGCACUGCGCAUGGCUGAAGAACAAGAGGCUGAGGAUGAGGCUCGGAGACAAAGCGGAGGCACUGGUCUUUUCAGCAGCUAUGCGACUCUGCAGUCUCCCCAGCUACCCGCGAGUCCGGGUCGACACCACACGGGAAGUGCCAGCGACAGUGAUUACGUUGGAGCUGGUGUUGAUGUUAGCAUGUUUGGAGGCAUGCCUUCCUUUGGAUACGGAGGUAGCCCCAACCAGCUGGCGUCGGGAGCAAGCCAUCCUACAACAACAUCUGGAUCACAACGAAGAUCAGAGCCAAGCGAAGAUUACGAUUCAAUGCACCCCUUUCCCCCGACACUGUCAUCUAACGUACGCGUUGACACCUUUGGAACUGGUGGCCUGCAGGAGCCAAGUGCGCGGCGGCGGAGCUACGAUGAAGGUGAUGAGAUGACUUUGACUGACAACGCAUCCAUCAUGUCGGGCACUACGUUGGGAGGGCCAUCGGCAGUUAUGCCUGGCGAGCCUCCUGACAUGUUCUAUCAUCCCGGCAUGUCCAAUCGCCCUCUGCCACCUCCUCCAGUAAACACCAACACCGGUCGAGGGCGUCUGAACCACCAAAGCACUAAUUCUGCAGGAUCUGGGUCGUACGAAUAUUGGCGGAACGCCCCCACAGCCCGUGACACCUAUCCUGCGAAUCCUAACGCUAUGGGAAUGACAUCACCUACCGGUGCAACAGUGCCACGUUCUAUCUCCUUGUUGCAGCACAGCAAUGUUUCACAGGCAAACCCGCUUCCACGGUCAAAAACUGAUGCGGAACAAGGACACCGCUCACGUCAAGUCCAAGCUGCUAAUCGUAACACCUUUUACGGUGGUAGCAUUGACAGCGAUGGUAACACGUUGACACCGGGAAGCGCAGAUGCUGUGGCCAUCGAUCUGCCGACGAUUCCAGCUGGGAAGCGCUUCAAUCCAGCGAAACUGUCUACCAAUGAUUUCAAGAAGUGUGCGGAACCGUGGGCGCUCAGUUCUAUCAUCUAUUGGCUCAAGACGAUGACCGAGGGUGAGAAUGAUCUAAAGGAAGGGCCCAUCCAGGAAGGUCUCAUUGCAUUGUUCACUCACAAAGUCCCAACGAUGAACAUUGCAGACGCUGAAACUCUGAGCAGUCGAGUCGUUGCAGACAUGCUCAAGUCAGGUACGCUGGUGCACGAGGAAGAGUGGCUAAAAUUCUCUGGCGUGAGCAUGACUGGUGUAAUAUUUCAGCUUACGGGGGCCGGAUGCUAUGCUCCUAUGCUUCACACGCACUCGUCACCCGGUCGGUGCUACUCGUAUCACUGUCAGAGGACCUUGAAGAAGAUUGACCUACACUCUCCCGCCGCGGCUGCAGCGUCCGAAGACUGGGCCACCUUCCACAAAGUGAAGAAGGAAGACAUUGAGGGAAUCAACAAGAAGGAGAUUGAACGCCAGAAUAUCCUCCACGAGAUUGUCCAAGGAGAAGACAAGUAUCUCGAACGACUUGAUGUUCUGCGAGGACUAUACCGUGAUCGUUUGGUUGCAUCACAACCCCCAGUCGUUCCACCAAAGAAACUUGACAGAUUCAUUCGCGAUGUCUUCGGCAAGGUUGACGCUGUCAGAAAAGCAAACGAGGAUCACCUUCUGCCACAGAUCAAGUAUCGACAGCAAGAACAGGGCCCCUGGAUCACCGGCUUCAGUGACAUCUUCCGUGAAUGGAUAAGGAAAGCCAAGCAUGCAUACAUUGAGUAUGCUGCAUCGUUUCCAUAUGCCACCUUCCUCGUGCGCCAGGAAGCAAACAAGAACAUGCUCUUCCGCGCUUUUCUAAACGAAGCCCAAACCGACAGACGCUCGGAGAAGCUGGAUUGGAAUACUUUCCUCAAGGGACCUAUCGAUAGGCUGCAGCGUUACGGACUCCUCAUCGACACGGUGAUUAAGAACUCCACAGUCGAUAACGAGGAGAAACGCAAUCUCAUCAUUGCGAAAGAGGAAAUCAAGACCGUAGCUCUGGAAUGUGACGCUCGCGUUGGCGAGAUGAGCCGCAAGGUCGACCUGACUGAUCUGCAGGCCAGACUCAUUCUGCGACCAGGCAUGCAGCGGGUUGAGCUGAACCUCGACCACUUGGGACGAGAGCUCAUCUACCGAGGUGAUCUACAAAGGAUGGGAGGCAGCCGUUUCAACUGGGUCGAGACGCACGCGCUGCUCUUUGACCAUUACCUCGUCCUUGCGAAGACGGUCAAAAUGCGGGAAGCUGAUGGAGUCACGACAUCGGAAAAAUACGACGUAUCUCGUCUGCCGAUUCCUAUGGACCUGUUGGUACUCGAAAGCGAGGAUGAUGAUCCUGUCGUGCGUUCGACGAUGAAGGGCAUUGCUGCUGUCAACCCUGCUGCCGAAAAGGUAAGAGGUGGAGGUUUUGGGCGGAACACCAACAGCCCGGGCCCGGGAACACUACAGCAUACUGCUACAUCGAACUCAUUUGGAUCAGCAAACACGGGCUCGUCUGGAAAAACCGCUGUCAACAAUGCUGCGCUUGAGCACAACAGAGACGACAAAAUUCUGUAUCCAUUCAAGAUCAAACAUCUAGGGAAAGAGACGUACACUCUUUACGCGACGUCCGCGAACAACCGAGCUGAAUGGUGUGACAAGCUCAUCAUUGCGAAAACGAGACACGCAGCUGCUUUGUUCGCACAAAACGCAGAACCUUUCCGACUAAGAGUUAUGGCAGAUGCCGCAUUCGCAUAUGACAGUGCAAUGCCAUCCCAGAAAGCCAUCACCAUCAAGGGUACACCGCUGGAUCGCUCAGUAGAGGAAGUGGAGAAAUUGUUCUUGCAACAAGGUCGACCGGUCCCUAUCUGUCGUGCACGAGUCAAUUGUGCGACAGCUUUCAACCAGCCUUACGGUAAACACAUGCUCGCUGUUGGCACAGACAUUGGUGUCUAUGUCUCCGAGUUUGACAACCCUCGUGGUUGGUCAAAGAUAGCUGUACUGGAGCAGUUCAGCCUCAUGCUGCUCAUAUCAGACAAGUCCCUUAUUGCGUACCAUCUUGACGCUGUCUGCCCGGUCGGUGGCGUGCCACCCUCAAACGAUUCUGCUCGACGAGCACCGCAGAAACUGUCUGGUGCACGUGAUAUUGGCUUCUUCGCGACAGGCGUGAUGAAGGACCGCACCCUGGUUUUCUACAAGAAGAAGGAUGGCAUAUCGUCGACUUUCAAGGUCCUUGAGCCCGUAUUCCAGAAAUCCACAGAGAAGAAGUCCAGGAUAUGGAAGUCUGGACGUACCGAGUUCUUCCGGGAGUACGACGAGUUCUACAUUCCGGCUGAUUGUUAUACGAUUAAUCUGUUCCAUUCCUCGUUGGCUGUCUCCACAGCCAAGGGCUUUGAAGUUCUUACUCUGGACAAGAAGCAACCAUGGUCUGUGCCAGACCUCAAACAGCCACACGUCGCUACAAUCGCUGCACGAUUAACAGAACAAAAUCCAUUAGGUAUGUUCCGCUUGUCGGAUCAGGAGUUCCUUCUUUGCUACGAAGAGUGCGCUGUCUAUAUCAACAAGAACGGCGACAUUUCCCGUUCAGUAAUCAUGGAGUUUGUCGGCAAGGCCAAGAGCGCAGCCAUGUAUGGACCGUAUGUCCUCUUGUUUGACCCGGAUUUCGUCGAAAUUCGAAAUGCACAGAACGGCCGCUUGAGGCAGGUCAUCGCGGGUCGCGAUGUCAAGUGCCUCGACGAUGGGCUAAGCGGCGGCUCAUCGCAUAACAGGACUAUCAAGUUGAGCCUACAGCAUCCAGCUCAGGAAAGAUGUCAGGUGGUGGUUGAGUUGGUACUUAAUGAAGGACAGAAGGAAUGA